Cinara cedri is the source of this 1110-nucleotide messenger RNA. The record is from the annotation of a GenBank genome assembly. Lineage: Eukaryota; Metazoa; Arthropoda; Insecta; Hemiptera; Aphididae.
AUGGAUGACCCGUUAACAAUUACCGAGAACGCGGCUAUCAUCGGAUUUGGAUUCGCAAAAGAUUACUACACUGUAUUGCGAAGGAAACCGCAAUGCGUGGAUGAAUUUUACGACGCUAUUGGCGAAUACAAGACGGUCUUUGAAGACGGAACGAUCGUCUUGGCCAGAACCCGGCAGGAGGCGAAAAAGGUUUUGUUGGGUCCCGUAUACGAGCCAAGGUUAAUCGUUAACUCGAUUAUUACGGUACCCUGUGGCGGAUCGCUUAACCGAAUGAUGAUCACCGUGAGCGGCAGGUCGUUCACGACAGUUUUUAUCACAGAGCUCCGUCCGGAACGACCGCUCACUUAUGUCAUUGUGUCGUCUUUGACUCGACAAUUCUCCGCCGCACCAGGCGCCAACCGGCAGACUAUGGAAAUGAGGUUCGCUGCAGGUGACGGUCCUGCUAACACGGGCGUCGAUCGCAUGGCAAUGGACGGUUUGAAACCGAAGGUUCAAGUAGGCUAUGCGCACAGUUUAACAACUCUCUGCACAACCGUCCCCGAGAUCACACAAUCCGAUAUCGCUGCCAAAAUCUUACAACACAUACUGCUCCACAUACCUCCACCAGAAAUCAUAAGCUCUGACAAACCCUCCUCUAAUAAUCACGCCACCAAAAACCUGCUACAAAGCAUUUUAAACAAUAUAUUACCCCACAUUCCUCCACCUGAAAUCGAACCUUCCUCUCCAAAUAUCGCUACCGGUAAUGUACAUCCUGAUUCGGCAGACAAAUUCCUACCACUGGAAAUCAUAAAACCUGUACCCAAUACCACCGAAGUUUCAAUCUUUCGCAAACCCCUGCCCGAUAACUUAAAUCAUAACAUGAAAUCAGGUAUCAAUAGCGAAAAACUUAUGCUCAGAAUCUUAACCCACACCUUCCUCUACAAACCUCUUCCUAUAGUCCAAAUCUCUCGCAACGUACCCUCCUCAUUGAAUACCGAAACUGGUUACACACAUUCCGUAGUGUCAAUUAAAAACCCACCUGCUAGAAUCCCCAGCCCCGUGUCCAGUCGAAUCACUUUUCGAUCUUUACUAUUAUACCACUAUUACGUGGGCCGUUAUGACAACGUAUAG